This is a messenger RNA of Canis lupus familiaris (dog), 1363 nucleotides long. RefSeq names its product olfactory receptor family 2 subfamily AX member 2 (gene OR2AX2). Bases 1 to 1026 code for a protein of 341 amino acids. The transcript has a single exon. Gene Ontology annotation, biological process: G protein-coupled receptor signaling pathway. Gene Ontology annotation, molecular function: G protein-coupled receptor activity; olfactory receptor activity. NCBI's taxonomy places the organism in Eukaryota, Metazoa, Chordata, Mammalia, Carnivora, Canidae. Gene Ontology annotation, cellular component: membrane. The record is from RefSeq and is a predicted model, not a curated record.
AUGCUUGUAGUACAGCUUUCUUUAAAAAUUCAUUCACAAAAUCUUACUUACAAUUAUGUCCCCACCCUAAUGCCAAAAGCACUAGGAAUUACAAACAACAGUUUCCAAGUUGGCUUUAUACUUCUGGGCUUCUCUGAAUGGCCCCAUCUAGAAAUGAUUCUCUUCUGGAUUGUGAUCAUCUUGUACACCAUGAUCAUCCUCUCCAACUCAACCAUUAUCUUGCUCUCUUAUGUGGACCCUCAUCUCUACACCCCCAUGUACUUCUUUCUUAGCAAUCUUUCUUUCUUGGAUCUCUGCUUCACUACAACUGCUGUGCCCCAGAUGUUGUACAAUUUGUGGGGGCCAGACAAGAGCAUCACCUACACAGGCUGUGUCAUCCAACUCUCUGUGUUGCUCUGUCUUGGUGCCACAGAAGGUGUCAUGUUGGUGGUGAUGGCAUUUGACCGCUAUGUAGCUAUUUGUCAGCCCCUGCACUAUACAAUCAUCAUGCAUCAUCAGUUCUGUUGGAAGCUGGUGCUCAUAGCCUGGAUGUCUGGAUUGAUGGAAUCUGUGACCCAAUCCCCCAUCACAUUCCAACUUCCUUUAUACACCCACCACCAUUUGGAUGAUUUUAUUUGUGAAGUUCCUGCUUUCAUACGCCUGGCAUGUGGAAAUACCUCUGCCAUUGAAUGGCAAAUGACCAUCUCUGCUGACCUUUUCACCAUUGUGCCAAUGGGGUUAAUCCUGACUUCUUAUGGCUACAUAGCUCAAGCCUUAGGUAAAAUCCAAUCCAAGGAUGGAAGGCAGAAGGCCAUUGCCACCUGUUCUUCUCAUCUCACUGUGGUCCUCAUGUUUUAUGGGACAGUGGCCAUGGUUUAUACAGACCCUAAGAAUGACUUUGCUUCAAAUUAUGGCAAGUUAUUCACUUUCUUCUACACUUUAGUCACACCAUUGUUGAACCCUCUCAUCUAUACCCUAAGGAACAAAGAAGUGAAGGAUGCUCUGCAAAGACUCCUGAAGAAGUGGAUGUGUAAAUGGAAAAAGUAGAAAUUGAUCUUUUGAACAAAAAAAAAGUUGAAAAUCAUGAUGUUCACAUGCUCUCCAUUAGAGAUGCUUUGAAUCAUUAUUUUACAAAAGAGUAAUUUUAAUAUGAAGGCAGUAAUUUGUGACUUAUCCUUUAUUCCUAUGAUUUUAUGUAUCAUUUUGUUUUAAAAAAAAAUCUGUACAGAAACAAUGCCAGCUUUUUACAUAUAAUAAGUAACUCAGAAUAUCUUUGCCUAGAAAGAGACACUAUUCUCAGAGUUAACAUUUAAAGCAACAUAAGCACCAUGAACUAGACAGCUUUAGAAAUAUAAUAAAUCAUCUGUUAUAUGUUUUUAGGAGU